Dermacentor andersoni is the source of this 1278-nucleotide messenger RNA. Lineage: Eukaryota; Metazoa; Arthropoda; Arachnida; Ixodida; Ixodidae. The record is from RefSeq and is a predicted model, not a curated record.
AGCGGCCGGGUUACGUCCGAAGAAAUGCCCUUGGCAACAAAAACACGCCAUUCUGCAAGUAGGCUGCACCAGGUCCACAGCGCAUCAUAGCCGGAGCGCAACGCUUUCUGAUUUUCUAGAAUACUUAGGUGAAAGAGCGGGCCAAUUUUCCACGUGGUUCUAGCGAUGGCGUUUUCUACAUUUCGUUUUGAUGAAUACAGCAUCGCUCAAAUAGAAGAAAUCCUUGAACAAAGAGAUAGGAGCGGCUUUCACGCUUAUUAUGAGGAUGGAUAUGACGAGAACAAGUUCGUCUGUAUCGCUCCCUGGUACAUGAGCAAUGGAUCCAUGAUGACGUCAGUGCUCAGGUACCCGUCUAAGAAAACUGGCGAAUUAACGGACAAUUCAGAGAUUAGCCUUGGACGGUACAAACGCCACCGCUACGACAGGAUCAAAAUACUCUUCGAGAAAAAUAAUGCCAUCAUUAUGGAAUAUGUUCGCGAUGAAAACUCUACGGAUAAGGUCAAGCUGACGGACAAGAAUGUAAUAGGGUCUCACGUCUUCCGAUUUGUCAGAGGUAAUGACGAAUUAACGGUGUUCUUUGAUGGUAAACUGGUGUCUUUCAAUAAUGAGAAAGUAAGAGGCCCCGAAAUCGACGAUUUUGUGGUGUUAUACACGGACGAAAGCAGACCCAAAUUCUCGAUGGUGGAAACGCACUACACCAUGACCGACACGACAUUAAUAAGGACGGGUCCCGCUUACUUCAACAGCGUCAAGAACUAUUUCUUCUCCCAUCAGGGUGUUUGGCUUCGUAUGGGAGGCUACGCGCUGUGGAACGGCAAGUGGAAGCCAGGAACGAAGGUCUCAGCAAGAGACAAUAAUGGCAACCUUUAUGCCGGGGAAGUUGUGGUCCCGCCGUCAGGAACCAUGCUGGCAAUGUUAAAAGUUUACUAUAACGGAUGCGCAUUUCUAGACGCUGCGGACACAACGACAGCGCGAGUCCUAAAGUACAAAUACAGCAGCGCUGAACUGAGCGACCUUUUCAUCAAGCCCGAUCCGGACAUUCUGGUGGACUUCAAAGCCGUCACUGGCAUGCAAUAAGUUACUAACAGGACAUGGACAAGGAGCGCAUCACCAGUGGAGGCGAGCGUGCCAAUAUCAAGCGUCAUGUUCUGCUGCAUUCUUACCUUUCUUGCCAAAGCGUGAAAAUAUACGCGCCAAAUAUUCCUGGACGCCUUAAUUUGACAAAACAUUCACUUUCAUUUGCCUUAUUCUGUGAAAUAUUAAAAGGGGUAUGCACGA